UGCCGAUCUUGGAAGAGUGGUUAUUACGGGCCGGCAGCAUUGGAGGCCAGGAGCAUGGACGAGCCCUUCGAGUUCCAUGAGCUCGACUACGAGUCCAUGGCGCUCCUCUCGUCAACGUCCGUUGGCGGCGAUGACGACGAUGACGCGUGGCUACCUGACAUGCGCCCGACACGCCGCCUCUCGCUCGAGUGGUUCUGUCCGCAUGGCGACCCCACUGCAACGACGCCACCCUUGGACGAGAUCAGCUUUGCAUUUCGCUCUGUCCAGCACGAGACGACACCGAUCGUUGUCACGCCAAAGAAGACGAAGCGACUCAAGGCGCCGAGUGCGUGGUUGAGCCCACUCCAGCCGAAUGGAUCCAAGACGAACGGCAAGAUGAUCGGGGCGUACACGUAUGAAGCGCGGCAGGCUCGACUCGCCCGGUUCCAGGAGAAGCGUCGCACACGCGUGUGGCAAAAGCGUGUAAAAUACGAUUGUCGGCAGGCGCUUGCAGGCGCGCGGCCGCGCGUCAAAGGACGGUUUGUGAAAACAACCUUAGUUCUGCCCGACCAUAACCUCCUCCUCUCCCACGAAGUCUUGGCGCCGGCGGAACUCGGUGACUAG
This is a messenger RNA of Saprolegnia parasitica CBS 223.65, 603 nucleotides long. RefSeq lists its product as hypothetical. Bases 55 to 603 code for a protein of 182 amino acids. NCBI's taxonomy places the organism in Eukaryota, Oomycota, Saprolegniomycetes, Saprolegniales, Saprolegniaceae. Gene Ontology annotation, molecular function: protein binding. The record is from RefSeq and is a predicted model, not a curated record. Gene Ontology annotation, biological process: regulation of flower development. The transcript is spliced from 2 exons.